UUUGAAGGUGGGCAGAAUCUAGCAGAGGACAGCAAUGAAACCACCCAGCAUUGACAUGUCAUCAGCCACUAGCAGCAACAGCAACAACAUCAGCAACACAACGAACAGAUCAUCUUCGGCCGCUUCCUCACCGACGAUAGUGACACCUAAUUCUAUUGUAAAUAGUAGCAGUAACGUAUGCAGCGGCAUAAGUGGAACGGGCCCUGGCGUGGGAGGAGUUCCUGGGUCAAGUAGCAGCAGUAGCAGUACGACAACUCCGACACAUACCGUCAAUGGUGGACCGGGAGCUGUACCAGCUACCAACAGUAGCAGCAGUGCGGGAAACAGUCCAAGCUGCUUCAUCAAGCCAUCGCUUUCACUAAAUUCGCUACCACCGCAGGGACCUCCAGAGGGAUCAGAGAUGGCUCAACACAGGCUUCGCAUCGAUAGGCCUUAUAACAGCUUAAAAAAAAAACGCGACACAGAGCGAGAACUGUGGCGAAGAUCAUGGGGCAGUGGGCACAGUCAUAGCUCGUGCAGUUUGCAGAGCAGCACCACAAACACCGGGCUCGGCAAGGACGAUUUCUGGGCGGCCUUGCAAACGAACUACAACUUCAUCAUGGACACCAACCUGCUCGACAGCUGUCGGGAGGCACGCGGCGAGAUCGAGGGCCCCGUCUUUCGGGAUGACCUCGAGGAUGAUGUCAACUGUUGCCGGAAGGCACUGUUUAAACCAGCACAAACGCACCGCUUUUACGGCGAUCCGCGCUUGUUGCGACAAUGGAUCAAAGAGAUGGAGAACCGAGUAGCCAGAGUACCGUCGGUUACGGAAACCAAGAGACUGAGCAUCGAGCAGCUGCAGAAGCUGGCAGUAGAGCAUGGGGAAAUUUAUCGCGAAAUCAAAUCCAACUCCCGGGCAGUAGCAGCUUGCAUUCGGAGCUACGAACGUGACCGAAAGUCCGCAUCCGGCAAGGGAUCCCUCACGCCGGAAGUCGAAGCUGCAUCAUCGCUCGGUAGCAGCAACACCACCAGUGGCCAUAAUAGUAGUAAUAGUAACGUAGCACCAACCGCCGAAGGCAAGGGCAAGGAGAACGGAGGUGGUGGAGUAAAGGGAUUAGAGCGACGGUAUCAUCUACUAUAUCUGAAAGCUUUUGAGAUACAGUGCCUUUUGGAGGGAUUAUUGGAUAGCAAGACUUCGAGCUCGGAUAAUAACGCCAGCUUGUCAGAUACGGAUGAAGAGCCAGCUAACAAGCUAGCACGCGUUAGCAGCUCCAGCAUCAAAUCUCAGGGUUCUAAUCACAUCGAGACAUUGAAUAAUGAAGAAUGGGUUAAGGUAAAGAAGCUUUCAAACGCUGGUUUCGAUGCCGAUUCAGAAGGCAGCGAUAGUGAAAUUGUGCCGAAAAUUAUUGCCUACAGUGGAGCGGGCAACGCCUACAACAAUAGUAGUGGAAGCAGCAGCCAGAAGCACGACAUCGAAUAUCACCCGGGACCGGGUUGCAGUAGCAUUAGUAGCAGCGCACUAGCAUCAACAUUCUCACCUAGCUCGGGUAAUCUUAUGAUGGAAGCAGACAUUAACAACCUCUCGACGACCACGACACUUUCCGAUGCCACGACACUGACCACGACCAGCUCGAAAGUAGCCGAAUCCAACGCCAUCAACACAGCAACCGUGCUCAAGGAGAACAUCCUGAACAACAACAACACCACGAUCGAAAGCGAUAAAUCAAUCAUCGGGUGCGAUUUGGUGGACGGAGCAGCUCUACUGAGCAGCACUCUCGACACGGUCAACAAUAAUGCGAUCGUAAAUGGAACGGUUAAGGAGCACAACACUACGCAGGACCGCCACGUCGGUAAAGGAGAAUCGCUACGCAAUGUAAAAGCAUCCUCACCGAUCGGAUCGUCUGGCAAGCAGAAACGUUCCAAGGUAAGCGAUUCGUCCAAGUUUAACCGGUCGAACCGCAAGUCGAAGAAUUGUGCCACGUUUUACUUCAAACAUCGGGACACGGACUCAGAACUGAAUAAGGAUUCAAGCGAGCGUACCAAGUCGGAUGAAUCUUCACCCGGGACGUCCUCACCUUCCGCUUCCUCGUCCGAAGGAGACGACGAAUGGGUGUACAACAACGGUGAGGAGGAAGAGGAGGACGGUGAUGAACUGCUAACGGCAAGAAAGCGUGCAGAGGAAGUGCGAGACGCUGGUGAAGAGGAGAAGGAAAACAAACCGGACGCACAAGAGGAGCUUGGAGUGCCGGGUACCUUAAAGAUGACGGCGGGCCGGGAACCGAAAUCAAAGAAGUGUUUGGACUUUACGCGGGAUGCGACGCAAAAUGGCGGCGUUUCGACGCCAAACGGACGGAACGGCGGUCGCUCAUUGAUGAUGACGUCGAUUGGGAGUUUUGGCAAAAGUACGGACAGUGUCAACAGUGCCAAGAGAUCAAAGCCACCGCAGUAUGCAACCAGCUCGAUUCAAAGGUUAGUGCUGCAUGCCGAAACGUUGGUGCGUGACGAAAUUUUCGCCAAAAACGCUGCCGCCGCUGCUGCUGCAGCUGGUGCCGGCAGUACACCGAAAACGGUGGUGAAAAAUCCUCACUACUAUCAUCACCAUCAUCACCAUCAUCAUCACAAUUACAACAGUGCAAACAAUAGCAACAGCAGUAACAAUAGCAGCAGCAGCCAUCAUCAUCAGCAGCAGCAGCAUUUAUCGUUGCCAACGGUAGCGUUGCCGUUGGGUGGCGUUGCGAGCAUUGUUGCAUCGCACGAACCACAGACGCGACACGGUGCUACGGCACACAGUCAGCAUCAUCACCAUCAUCACCAUCACGGUCACGGUCGAAAGGCGGAGAAAGCCAUGAGCAAUCUGAAGAUGAAUUUGAUCGAGGAAUGGCUUGAGAAGCAACCGUUGGAUGCACCGGUGACGGCUCCGCUGCUUCCGACCUCCGCCCCAACGACCGACUGUGAAGCGUCCGGCGAGUACACCGAUUCGGAUUCGAUUGCACGCGACACGGAUAGCUCGGAAGGGUUGGCUAACUCCGUUGCCACCUGCCUGCAGGGUGAACAGACCCAAACUUCCCAAGAGCUGCUGAACGAUGGCACAUCCUAUCCGUCGGAAAACUCAAACGACGUUUCAAACGACGACGAGGGCGUUGCGACCGAUUCGAAAGGAGGAAGCUCUGCCGCCAUUGCGAUCACCACCACCACCAUCGGAGUACCAGGAGUAACGGCUGCAUGCUCGAGCCCUUCGCUACCGAUCACGGGCAGCACGUCGACGACGCUGGUGAAGCGUAGACCGCACCGUUCAGCUACCGACCGGCCGUGGUCGGUGUCGUGCAUGUCACAGCUGAAUUCGUCCGGUGUGGAAAUUAAUCAAUACGGUGUCGGUGGUGGAACUACCACCGACAGUGGUGGUAGCGGUGGUGGUGCAACGGAUCAGAAGAGUGGUGAGGAUGGUGGUGACGGCGCUACCGGCAACGGUAGCAACCACCGACCGCUGACGGAUCAUCGCAACUUUUCGAUCAGCGAAUCGGCACUGAACACGAUGUCCCGUGGCAGUGGUUCGUCGAUGGUUGGAUCGCGCGCCAGCAUGAAACCGACCUCCAGUCAGCAAACCGUCGUGCGCAACUCCGAAAGCAAGGGUUCGCUCAAGAAGCGCAAACUGCGUCCGCGUCGUAAGAAUCGUAUUGAUGAAUCCGGCUCGGAUGAAUCGCAACCACCGCAGCACAGCUCUUCAACGCUUCAUCUGCUCCAGCAAUCCCUUCUCCUACAGUACAACGCACUUACCGGCGGCAGUGGACAACCGUUGCGUGAAAUUCAACUUUCCGGCACGGGAGGAAGCAACAGUAGUGUGGCGGGCGUUGCAAUCACUACCGCCAGCUCCACCCGACGGUUGCUAAAGUCGGAAUCAUUUUCCGGCCGGUUGCGUCUAUCGGACGAUCUGCUUACCCUAUCUUCACUGUCCGGUUCUUCGUCGCGGAAAUCCUCCUCGGUGCGACACACGACGGCGACGGCCGCCGCCCGAUCGACGAAACGUUCGCAAGACAGCGAGGAAGAGUUUGGCUGUUCGAUGGCAAAGCCCGAGUUCCGGAUCGGUUCACUGACGCGCACUCGGUGCGGUAGUCUCAAUCUAGGAUCAUUAGCGGCACUCGCUAAUUAUAAUCUAGAUGGUGUAGAGAAAACGGAAACCGAUCUGAAUGGAACUGGCACCGGAACGGAAGAGAUGAGCAGCUUCUCGGAACAGGCGUGGGACAAUUAUCAGGAAAAGUACAUGUCCGAACCGUACUCGGAAGAUCGGGAUACGGAUGCGGCCCGGCGGCUGCUUGACUUCGGGGAUGAUUAUCGGAACUUUAUCGACUCGCAGUCGGACUGUGCAUCGUCGUCGCUGUCAGCGGCGAACAUGGAUUCGCUUUCGCCGCCACGGUUCCGGUUGAAGUCAGAAUCGGCAAACAAGUCGGACGCGAAUACUACCAAUUCGCUUAAUCGCCGAAAGCGAUUGGACGAGUACCGCAUGGAUGAUCGAUAUGGCAACAACAUGAACUCCUGGUCAAGCAAAUCCGGCAGCCCACCGCAAUCGACGACCAACGUGAGCGGACGAAAGCACGGAUCACUCUCAUUCCUCGAAGCAACUCCACUGGCAACGAUGGCCGAAUCGAGCGUACCCAUCGGACUGAACGCUGUAUCAACGCCCGGAGGACCUCGCCGACGAUCGUUGCGUUCGGUGGACAAGCACAACUCGUCGGCCGCAUUUGUACGCUCGCUGUCGCACGAAACGAGCAGCAGCUCAAACAACGAGUUCGACGAGGACAUGGAGGCGGAGGUGAAGAAGCUGCUGAUCCAGAGCAAGAUCCGAUUCGCGAACACGGAAGCGUUGAAGGCCAAGUGUCAUCUGCUGAAGCCGGACGACUACAGCGAAAUCAUCACCACCUGCCGGGAGAAUGUCCGCUGCCUGGAGUCGGUAUUGCGCUGCCAGCCGGGCACGGUGCUAACCGCUGCCAAGUGCCAAGAUUUACGAGAUACAAUCGUCUGCUGGGAGGGACUUCUAAACUGGAGCGAACGACGCGUCAUCAGCAAUCAGUUCCUGGACGAUAUCCGCACGCUGAAGGAUGUCCUGGAAGAGCUGGGCAGCAAGACGUUCAACAUUUGCUCCGAGUCGCACAUCCAGCUGGCGAUCGAUCAACUGAAGAAUGAGCACAAAGUUCUGCAGAACCAACGGCCAAAGAUGCUCACGCUGAACGCAACCGUACACAACUGGGUGUCGAAUCAGGAGCAGCAGCGCAAGGAACUGCUGGACCCGUCCGUCGACGCACGGUUGGAGCAGCUGGAACGGGACAAGAACUUUGAACGCUGCAUUGGUGGGCACUGUGGCGAAUGCUACGACUGUCUGAACGAUAUCCGUCUGGAUACGUCGGUCAAUCGCGAGCUGAAGUAUGGUAUUACCACCCUGUACAGUACAUGGGAUGAAGCCGAAGUGCGACUAAGAAACCGUAUCGAAAAUCUAACCACCUCCAUGAUGACCUGGAAGCAGCUGGAGGAUGGGCUGAGCGAUUUUCGCAACAUUCUGGAUCGGGACCGUGGUAAACUUCAAGGCAUUGAAGGCGCCCUCCAGAGUGGCGGCGGUACUACCGAGGAGAUCGCCAACAGUGUGAAGGAGGUGGUGAAAGCACUCUCGGAGAAGGUGGAUCCGCUUUUUCAGGAGCAACAGGUCGAAUCCGGUCAAUUUCAGCAGCAGCAAGAGAAUCUUCAGCUGUUGGCUCCGGUACUGCCGGCAAGUGUUAAACUCUCGUCGAACGGUUCUCUGUCUGAUAGUGGCAUUUCCGACGGUGGUGGCAUGUCUGAUGGCAGCCUAUCGGAGCGUGAACGGCGAUUAAACGCACUCAAGCGGCUUGUGAAGCAGCUGGAGGUAGCGCUCGCGCCUGGAAGUGAUGCAAUGCAGACGAUCACGAAACGGCUCGAAAUGGCGGAACAUGAUCUGCGGUCACUGCAGAGCACGUGCCGCAAGAUCAUCAUGAACGAGAAGAACCACCAGGAACAGCAGCAGCAGUUACAGCAGCAACAGCAGCAGGUGAUGAAGGAUCGAGCGUCUUCCGGACGGGACGCUGCCGAUGGAAACAACAAUAUUAGUGUGGCGGUGAAAAACAAGAACAAAAAAUCACCAUCACGCAAAAAGAAUCGUAAUGGCGGACAUAGUCGCAGCCAGUCGAACACUUCCGCGGAGGCAACCGAAAACGAAGACGACGAGCAGGCACUGCUGCAGCACCACCAGCUUACCCAGGACGAGCUGCAGCGCGAACAUCUACUGGCAAUGCAGAAAUCCGCCCAGCUGGGCAUUGUGCAGACGACCAAGAUGAAGCUAUCGCAAAACCGUUGGGUAUGGCGCAUCACCAAGAUUGCCGUACCGGUGCAGCUUGCCCUGGUGCUGGUGAUGUGUGCCGCCUGCUUCUUCGAACCACACUGCUGCGAUGCGCUCAACACCUAUUCGAUGAGCUUUACACCUCAGCUGCGCUACAUGAAGGGACCACCACCGAUUUAAG
Anopheles maculipalpis is the source of this 6500-nucleotide messenger RNA. It is a transcript of the gene klar, whose product is annotated as klarsicht protein. The record is from RefSeq and is a predicted model, not a curated record. Bases 35 to 6499 code for a protein of 2154 amino acids. The transcript is spliced from 15 exons. Lineage: Eukaryota; Metazoa; Arthropoda; Insecta; Diptera; Culicidae. Gene Ontology annotation, cellular component: membrane.